AUGGAAAUAAAGAUAUUUGCUGACAAGCAGGUCUGUGGUUCAAAAGUGGAAUCUGUGCUCGCCACAAAGCAGGGCGUACUCAAUACGCCUGAGGGAAAGCGUUUAUCGUAUACUGUGCCAAAAGAAGAAAAUAUCAAUGACCAGGAAUUUCAGUGUUUGAAAGAGGAUAUCAGCAAUUUAUUAUUUGAGCUUGGCAAAGACAGUGGAAGUGUCACUCGAAAAGAAGUCUCUGCUUUGCGACAGAAACUUCGUGCUUGGUCAAAACCUGAUGAGAGGGCUGUCAUAAUUGAUUCACUCAAUGUAUUUCAUGGCUCGGCAAGGGGCUUCGGACCGCUAGUGGAGUUGACGAACAGGCUUGCAGACGAGUACAAAAAUGCAAUAUUGGUGACGCGACCAUUUUUAUUUGAAAAGUUGAAGUCGGUUCGGUGGCGCGGAAACGUUCGAACAUUUUCGUGUACUACGCUGUGA
This is a messenger RNA of Strongylus vulgaris, 468 nucleotides long. Lineage: Eukaryota; Metazoa; Nematoda; Chromadorea; Rhabditida; Strongylidae. The record is from the annotation of a GenBank genome assembly.